AGUUGACUACCCUCGCUUUCAGAUCUGUAAACACAUCGGCAGCUUUUAACUGACAUCCUGACUGAGGAAACUUUGGGAAGCUGUCAUCCAGCCGGAGCCAUCCGGUACCUGAGGACUGGACUGUUUCUAUGAGGUUUUAAAGCUCUUCUUCCUGGAUUCAUCCUUUUCAGCUCUUUUUUCUGAGCAACUGGAUCUAAAAAAUAACUGAGGAGAGAUGGGACCUCGUACUGCAGUUGCUCCUUCUAAGGAUGUGAAAGUGGUCCCAGGUGGAGGUCAGGGUGGAGCUCGGCUGAGGAGCAGCAGUGAUGGAAGCAGAUACAGCCGGAGAGGAACUGGCAUCCCCAGCUCAUCCUCUUCCUCCUCUCUGGUGCUCUCCAACCCCAAAUCAGUCCUGAAGAGACCAGUGAGCACAGAGGAGCUGCAACAACCAGGAUCACCGUACAUCAAGAAAACCUUUACAAUUGUGGGUGAUGCAGUCGGUUGGGGGUUUGUGGUCAGAGGAAACAGGCCAUGUCACAUCCAGGCUGUGGAGCCCUGUGGUCCAGCUGCUGCUGCAGGGAUUAAGGUAGGUAUAGUUAGUAAAUCACUUUAUUUAUCCACUUACAAGGAGUUAAAUAGGAUUUUGAGACUUUCUGUGGAGAUAAAGUAACUGUUUUUUGUUGUGUUCUUAGUGGGUUUUUUUUCUGCUGCUGUCAUGUGACCAAAAAAAUCUGUUGCUU
Amphiprion ocellaris (clown anemonefish) is the source of this 719-nucleotide messenger RNA. Its product is annotated as DEP domain-containing mTOR-interacting protein-like. Lineage: Eukaryota; Metazoa; Chordata; Actinopteri; Pomacentridae. Bases 215 to 649 code for a protein of 144 amino acids. The record is from RefSeq and is a predicted model, not a curated record. The transcript has 4 exons. Gene Ontology annotation, molecular function: protein binding.